GUUGGUCAGGAGCUGUGCUCAUUACUAAACCUUUCGGAUCUAAAUUAUUGUUGUGUAGAAAUUCCACUUGUAUUCCCUUUGAAAAAUAAAAUGAAAUUAAUCAAGUCCUUGAGUCUGCUUCCCCAAUGUGUUUCUCCGUUGCAGAAAUGUUAUUCCACCGAUCUGAUCAGUUUGGUGGGAAUCCCGAGGGUUAAGAUAACCAAGGGGGAAAAUCGUUACUUGUUGGUUAUGAUCCAUACACACGGGUUUACGAACUUCGGAAGAGUCAUUGUUCGCGGCGCCGAUGUCGACAAUCAUUUGGACGUUUUUGACUCUGUUUUGGAGGAGAUGGAGCCCCAGGGCAUAUGUUCCAAGUGCCUGGGCGGUGGGAGAAUUCUCAAUGAGGCAGACAAGAAGAAAAUAAAGAUUUAUGGCACCUCCAGAACAUUCGGCGGUGCUGAUCACAAAAGAACGAGGAAUAUACUACAAGCGUGGACCACAUACAAGGACUUCAAAAUCAGCGUUAAGAAUUGAAGUUGAACAUAUUUAAGAAAUGUUAAAUUAAUCCAAAUACAAAUGGCACAGUUAAAAUGAA
Drosophila biarmipes is the source of this 574-nucleotide messenger RNA. RefSeq names its product sex-regulated protein janus-B. Gene Ontology annotation, biological process: peptidyl-histidine dephosphorylation. The record is from RefSeq and is a predicted model, not a curated record. Gene Ontology annotation, cellular component: cytosol. Gene Ontology annotation, molecular function: protein histidine phosphatase activity. The transcript is spliced from 4 exons. Bases 91 to 513 code for a protein of 140 amino acids. NCBI's taxonomy places the organism in Eukaryota, Metazoa, Arthropoda, Insecta, Diptera, Drosophilidae.